AUGGCUCUUCGGCGCCUCGAGUGGAUCGCAGCGGUUCUCGACAUCCUGGCUGCCGAGCAGAGCGGGUUCCGCCGUCUCCGUGCCUCUGCCGACUCCCUGGCUGACGUCGUCACGACGCUCGAGGAGGCCAAGCACCGCGGUGACGCUAGCUACCUCGUCCUCCUCGACGUCAUGAGCGCCUUCGAUCAGCUGCCGCACGCCACGAUUCUCGACGCUCUGUGUGCCAUGGGGGUCUCCGGGAGGUUGCUCGCGUAUGUGGGGGCCUUCCUCAGUGGCCGUACGAUGCGUGUGCGCGUGGGGGGAGCGCUCAGUCAGCCGCGCGCCGUCUCGACUGGUGUGCCGCAGGGCAGUGUACUGAGCCCCUUCCUCUUCAAUCUCGCGCUCGCGCGCAUCGGCGACUACAUCCCUCAGCUGCCGGAGUACGAGGUCCGUGUCGCGGUGUACGCGGACGACAUCGCGCUGUUCGCCAGUGGUCCCACCGCCAGGGGCAGUGUUGUGCGCGGGUGUGUACAGUCGGCACUCGACGCAGUCGACGAGUACGUGCGCGGCAUCGGCCUCACUCUGUCGGCGGCAAAGACCGAGGCGAUGCUCGUCCAUCCACGCUACGGGGCCCACCGAUCGGCGCCGUGUUUCUCCCUUCGCGGUGAGAGCCUCCCGUGGCGGAUGAAAGUGCGCUAUCUCGGCCUCAUCGUGGACCACCGGCUCAAGUGGCAGCCGGCAGUGGCUGCCCUGCGCAAGGGAACCAAACGGAUGGCGAGUGCCGCGCGCACCCUCUUGGCCCGCGGUCAGGGCUGCUCCCCCACCUUGGCACUGCGACUCUACAAUUCGGUGGCCUCGGCGAGAUUACUGUACGGCCUGCCGCUCGCUGACCUCAGCCCAGCGAAGUGGGAGGCACUGGACACGGAUCACCGAGCCGUUGUUCGACAACUCCUGUGCCUCCCACACACGUCACCAGUGGGCGCCACACUCGCCGAGGCUGGCGAGACCCCUAUCUCCCUGCGCGCCGUGGGUAGGGCGCUGGGCCACGUUGAGCGACUGCAUCGUUCGUCACACGGGCAGCAGCUGAUUGACAGGCUGAUUGGUUUCGGUCCCUGCCCAACUCCGGCAUGGGGCGCCGCGUCGUCGAGUUCGCCAGCCUUGAGACGGCCCGCGGUGAUCGAGGAGCAGCUCGCCGGCCGCGUGCUGGUGUACACUGACGGCUCUGUGCUCCGGGACGGCGCGGCUUCGGCGGCGUGCGUUGCCCCCGAGCUCUCAGCGCAGUUCCAGUGCCGUGUCCUGUGUGCGGUGUCGUCAACGCAUGCCGAGCUGGCCGCCAUUGACCUGGCUGCCGAGCUGCUGCUCCAGCUUCCUGUUCAGCGAGCGGCCGUCCUGACGGACUCACGAGCGGCGCUCUCCAUUCUGGCCGGAGAGGAUCACGGCCCCACGCUCGCUCGCCGGCUCCGGUGCAAGCUUGACGGCGUUUGCGAGCGGGGAUGCGACCUCGUGUUCCAGUGGGUGCCUUCUCACAUUGGCCUGCAGGGAAACGAGGAAGCAGACCGGCUCGCAAAGGAGGCCCAUUCCUCGUCGGUCCCGUUGUCGCGGUUCGUGACGCGGUUUGACGUCGCCCGCCACUCCGUGGCCGGCUAUCUGAGGACGCAGCACCCCGACCCUCGCGUCGCCGGCGGCAUUCCCCCCAGGUUGCUGCCCCCGCAGAGGCCUGAGCCGGCGAGACCGCGCUCUCAUCCUGCGACUCCGCAUCGGCUGCGCCCGGACGGCCGAAAGGUUGCACCGGCUGACGGGUGA
Messenger RNA from Dermacentor silvarum, 1782 nucleotides. RefSeq lists its product as uncharacterized. The coding region runs from base 1 to 1782 and encodes 593 amino acids. The transcript is spliced from 2 exons. Gene Ontology annotation, molecular function: RNA-DNA hybrid ribonuclease activity; nucleic acid binding. Lineage: Eukaryota; Metazoa; Arthropoda; Arachnida; Ixodida; Ixodidae. The record is from RefSeq and is a predicted model, not a curated record.